AUGGAUGAUCUACGUCUUGCUUCUAUUGCCUGCUACAAUGCUGGUUCGAGGAAAGAACAGAAGCUCGCAAAGAAGGUUUUCGAAGCAAUGGAUGCAGACGGCAAUGGGAAGGUCAGUGUUGCCGAGUUCUCUAAUUUCGCAUCAAAGCUUGGGUUGAAAGGAUUCGACAAGAAUUUUUUCAACCAGAUAGACAAGGAUAAGAAUGGCUUCUUGGAUUUUGAAGAGGCCCUUCUCUUUUACUACAUUAUUACCACUCGCCCUUUCUGCGACAUGUGCGGGCAACUGAUCAUGGACAUGUACUACUCAUGUAUUAAAUGCUUCCGCCCCACCAGCAGCAACUCCUGCGAUCUCUGCCCUUCUUGCUACUCCUGUGGGACCUUCAAGCACGAUCACGAGGAGUUUAUAGAUAAUUUUGCAUUGCUUCGGAAGCAAAAGCCGUCGUCCAAUAGUAGGGAAAUCUUUGCUUUGGGAGUGGAGCUGGCUAAGUUGGUGGGCAUGCCCGGGCCUGAAGAAGUGAUAGAGUGCAUCCAGAUGUAA
Molecule: messenger RNA, 537 nt
Organism: Magnolia sinica
Lineage: Eukaryota; Viridiplantae; Streptophyta; Magnoliopsida; Magnoliales; Magnoliaceae
Exons: 2
Coding region: 1-537 (178 amino acids)
Molecular function (GO): calcium ion binding
Source: RefSeq, a predicted model, not a curated record